AUGUGCUUCAAGUUCCAAUGCGUGUCCUGCAAAUUGGCCAUGUACAAUUACUGUCAAAAAUACAUCGACUCGGACCAAACCUGGUGCAAUGUCUCCACCGAGACGCCCUGGGGGAGCCAGAAGCUGUGCUGCCCUACGUGCGUGACAAUCAAAGGGGCCAUCCAGUCGUUGAGGGCGCUCGUCUUCCGCGAGCCAUACCUCCUCACCGAGGGCAUGGCUGGGGCGCCCAAGAAAGAGGCGUGGGAGGUCGGGCCGGGGGACAAGGAGGAGGAAGAGGACAGCGACGGCGGUGACCCGGAUGGGUUUACCAAGGAGGAGAGGACGCGUGUUCGGGCGGAGGCUGAGGCCGCAGUUCUGAAGCGCUGGGGGCUCCUGCGGGCCGACCAGAUUGCUGAGCAGGAGAGAGACGGAGAGGGGGACGGAGUGGAGGAGGCGCUUGUUGAAAUUUCUGAGGAGUAG
Molecule: messenger RNA, 459 nt
Organism: Capronia coronata CBS 617.96
Lineage: Eukaryota; Fungi; Ascomycota; Eurotiomycetes; Chaetothyriales; Herpotrichiellaceae
Exons: 1
Coding region: 1-459 (152 amino acids)
Source: RefSeq, a predicted model, not a curated record